This is a messenger RNA of Capra hircus (goat), 1005 nucleotides long. RefSeq names its product olfactory receptor 2C1. The record is from RefSeq and is a predicted model, not a curated record. The transcript has a single exon. The coding region runs from base 24 to 962 and encodes 312 amino acids. Gene Ontology annotation, molecular function: olfactory receptor activity; G protein-coupled receptor activity. NCBI's taxonomy places the organism in Eukaryota, Metazoa, Chordata, Mammalia, Artiodactyla, Bovidae. Gene Ontology annotation, biological process: G protein-coupled receptor signaling pathway. Gene Ontology annotation, cellular component: membrane.
CAAGUGACUGAAGGCAACCAAAGAUGGAAAGGGCCAACAGCAGCUCCUUGGAGGGCUUCAUUCUGAUGGGUGUGUCUGACCAUCCCCAGCUGGAGAUGAUCUUUUUUGUAGGCAUCCUCUUCUCCUACUUGCUGACCUUAUUUGGGAACUCAGCCAUCAUCCUGCUUUCCAUCCUGGAUGCCCGGCUCCACACACCCAUGUACUUCUUCCUCAGCAACCUCUCCUCCCUGGACCUUGCCUUUACUACUAGCUCAGUCCCCCAAAUGCUGACCAACUUGUGGGGAGCAGACAAGACCAUCAGCUAUGGUGGCUGUGUGACCCAGCUCUAUGUUUUCCUCUGGCUAGGGGCCACCGAGUGCAUCCUGUUGGUGGUGAUGGCAUUUGACCGCUUCGUUGCAGUGUGCCGACCCCUGCACUACACCAGCAUUAUGAAUCCUCGGCUCUGCCGGCUGCUGGCUGCCAUUGCCUGGUUGGGUGGCUUGGGCAACUCUGUGGUCCAGUCAACAUUCACUCUGCAGCUUCCUUUGUGUGGGCACCGGAGGGUGGACAGCUUCCUGUGUGAGGUGCCUGCUAUGAUCAAACUGGCAUGUGUUGACACGAGUCUCAAUGAGGCUGUGCUCAACAGCGUCUGCACAUUCUUCACUGCUGUCCCGCUGAGCGUCAUCCUGAUCUCCUACUGCUACAUAGCUCAGGCAGUGCUGAAGAUCCGCUCCGCUGAGGGACGCAGGAAGGCCUUUAACACGUGCCUCUCCCAUUUGGUGGUGGUGCUCCUCUUCUACGGCUCAGCUAUCUAUGGGUAUCUGCUUCCAGCCAAGACCAGCAAGCAGGACCAGGGCAAAUUCAUCUCCCUCUUCUACUCUGUGGUCACACCCAUGGUGAACCCUCUCAUUUACACUCUGAGGAACAAGGAGGUGAAGGGGGCGCUGAGGAGGCUGCUGGGGAAGGGAAGAGAAGUCAGCUGAAAGAAGGGAAAAUGCCUUCAUCAUUUACCACCUUUUCAUCUCU